CUAUGGUAUCUCGGUAGGGUUCUCAUCCAGGGAUCUCCUUCUCCAGGGUGUCUAUCGCCUAGAACAGAGUGAACGGUGGCUCGGAUUGUAGAGUUGUAUGUAUGUAUCCGAGUUUCCAGCAGCGAUUAUGUGCAAUAUAGACGCAGAAACAUCUACACAGGAGCAUAGUGUACUACAUACAUAGUAGUACACACCAUGAUUGCAUCAUUUUAGUCGCCUAGCACGAAAACACUUACCCCGCUUUUAUCUGACCCGAGUACAGGGUUGUUCCUCUGAUCAAGCAUAUUGUACAUGUACAUACCCCUCUAGAAGAUAAAGCUGCUAUUACACGGACCUCCAGCUUCAGAUCAAUAUCACGCACGCCCAUUAUGACAUCCCAGAACAAUGAACGAUUUAACGCCGAGGCAGCGACAUGGGAUAACCGGCCAGGGGUUGAAGAAUCGAACCAACACGUCUGGACGACGAUCCAGGCGGCGGUCCCUGAUCUAAUGAGUGCGAAGAGAAGCAUCGAUGUUCUCGAGCUCGGCUGCGGAACGGGAGGCCUCUCCCUGCUUGUUGCGCCGACAGUGCGCUCCCUUGUGGCUAUCGAUGCUGCACCAGGCAUGAUUGAGAGAUUGAAAAAGAAGCUCGAAACAUCGGACGCCAAGGGCAGCAGUACCCAAACCAUCCAUCCGUUGUGUCUGGUCCUGCAGGACCCGGAAGACUCGCGUCUGCCACCGCAUUCAGCGGAUGACCCGGCCGGACCACGAAGAAAGUACGAUCUGAUCCUCAGCCAUCUGAUGCUGCACCAUAUCCCCGAUCUCAGCCAGCUGCUUCGGACCAUGCACGGGUGUCUCAAACCGGGCGGCUGGAUUGUGUUGACGGAUUUCGAGGACUUUGGCCCCGAAGCCCGUAAGUACCACCCGGCGUCGAAGCUGGAGGGCGUCGAGCGACACGGUAUCCAGCGCGAGUCUUUCCGCCUCCUCAUGCAGGAGACGGACUUCGUCGACGUCGAGGUGACGCCUGCGUGGACUUUCACGAAGAAGGUGGAGCGGUAUCCGGGCGAGUGGGAGGAGAAGCCGGACGUCGAGCGGGAGACAAUGGACUUUCCUUUUCUUCUGUGCAAAGGGCGGAAACGUGACCUGCCUUGAUAGAUACCUCAGGCUCAAGUCAUAUGAUCUAAUACGGAGUACUGAGUACUGAGUGCUCAGUAGGAGCAUAGCUAUUAUGUACCUCUAUGAACAUAAAUAGGUGCAUAAAGAGGUACAUAUAUACAUAACUAGCUGGUAGAUCUCAGUUAGGCACUCAAAAUCAAUGGACUAAAUCAUAAAGUACUAUUUUCUGCUAUUGAAGUACUCAUAGAAUAUCAUCUCAAUGU
Messenger RNA from Penicilliopsis zonata CBS 506.65, 1357 nucleotides. RefSeq lists its product as hypothetical. The record is from RefSeq and is a predicted model, not a curated record. Gene Ontology annotation, molecular function: methyltransferase activity. The transcript has 2 exons. Bases 369 to 1130 code for a protein of 253 amino acids. NCBI's taxonomy places the organism in Eukaryota, Fungi, Ascomycota, Eurotiomycetes, Eurotiales, Aspergillaceae.